Molecule: messenger RNA, 3201 nt
Organism: Haliotis rufescens (red abalone)
Lineage: Eukaryota; Metazoa; Mollusca; Gastropoda; Lepetellida; Haliotidae
Product: P2X purinoceptor 4-like
Exons: 12
Coding region: 161-1423 (420 amino acids)
Biological process (GO): monoatomic cation transmembrane transport; response to ATP
Cellular component (GO): plasma membrane; nuclear inner membrane
Molecular function (GO): extracellularly ATP-gated monoatomic cation channel activity; purinergic nucleotide receptor activity
Source: RefSeq, a predicted model, not a curated record
GUAAUGUUUACACGAUGCACAUAAUCACAACGAUAUUGCAAGGUGUAGGGGCAGUUUCUGGUGUACACAGAAACAUAUACUUGUGCUGUAGCGAGUUCAGCGUUAUCGGCAGUGUGACAGUGUUGUUGUAGCGGGAAGCGGCACGUGCUAGCUCAAUCACAUGACUCGCUACUCGACCGCCUGUCGAAACAUGGCUCCGAAGUUAGUUAGGUCAGCCGUGAGCCUGUUUUUUGAGUACGAUACCCCUAGGAUUGUUCACAUCAAGAGCAAAAAAGUCGGCAUAAUCAACCGAUUUCUACAGCUAUGCGUCAUCGGCUAUGUGAUAGGGUAUGCAAUUGUUUACAAGAAAGGAUACCAGGAUUUUGAAGAUGUCCAAAGUGCCGUUACCACCAAGGUGAAAGGAGUGGCCUUCACAAAUCUCACAGACAACCCGGGUAUAGGGACGCGGGUGUGGGAUGUCGCAGAUUAUAUUGUCCCCCCUCAGGAAAAUAAUGCCUUUUUUGUGAUGACGAACAUGGUCAUAACACCAAACCAGACAUUCUCAGAAUGUGAAGAGGAUCCUGGUGUGACGGAUGGCCAUUGUCAAACAGAUGAGGAUUGCACACCCAAUACACCUGUGACAGCAGGCAAUGGUUAUAAAACAGGAAUUUGUAUUAACUCAACUCGAAACAAGACCCAGAGAGUGUGUGAAAUAUAUGCGUGGUGCCCCGUGGAGAUAGACCAAGCACCAAAGACUGCAGUUUUACUAGAAUCAAGAACCUUUACAGUUUUCAUAAAAAAUAAUGUGGAGUUUCCAAAAUUUUCAGUAAAAAGACGCAAUUUGCCCAACAAUGCCACGGACGCGUAUCUACAGAUGUGUAGAAACAAUGCCUACGACACUGUGGACCAAUACUGUCCUAUAUUUAUACUGGAGACUAUUGUCAACCGCACUGGACAAGACUAUGCACGCAUUGCCGAACAGGGUGGUGUCAUACAGAUUGUUAUAACCUGGGACUGUAACCUUGACUACAGCGUGGAUGAUUGCGUCCCGGAGUACACCUUUAGGAGACUGGAUAGUGACGAUUAUAAAGUUUCUAAAGGAUAUAAUUUCAGGUAUGCAGAACAUUAUAUGGAGGAGAAUGUGAGAAAGCGAACCUUGGUGAAAGCCUACGGCAUCAGGUUCAUCCUCACCGUGCAGGGGCGGGCGGGCAAGUUCAACGUUGUGCCUCUUUUACUGAAUAUUGGCAGUGGUCUGGCCCUGCUGUCUAUAGCCACGAUCGUGUGUGAUGUGGUAGUGCUGUACUUCCUAAAGGCACGGACCUACUACCGGGACAAGAAAUACCUAACUGUGACAGGAGACGACGCCUACGAGGUGGAGCUAGUAGGUUCCCCCAACUGUAAGGCAGGACAGUUCCAGUACGGAACAAUGACUGAAGAAGAUUAACCACGUAUUCCUCCCUUCGUUCCCUCUUUCUUUACUAAUACAGCCGAUGGAGGAGGACCGGUUCAAAGAAAACAAGGAAGAUAACACUCCUUCCAAUGUGAACAAUGGGAAGUAGUCACAGGAGACGCCAGAAUACCCACCCACUGAAGUGCUACGCUGUGAUAUACACCUCUCUCCGUCUCUCAUGGACAGUGACAUCACUUCCUGUUUUGUGACAUCACUUCCUGUUUUCAGUGCAGACUUCCCAACUGGAGCCAAUCAGUGACAAAUACAAACUGUCCCCUGACCUCUACUGAAUAUUUUGAAGCUUAUGCCUUUCCCAAAUAAACCUAGUAAUAAUUAAAGUUAGUAUGUUAGAAAAUUCUCUUAAAUCUGAAUUCCUACUCAUGUUCAAAGCCAAUUGCAGUGUUGUGUUCAAACUCCAAUAAAUUUGAACCAAGGGCAGGUAAUUCUAAUUUGCCAACCCAAAAUCAAAUCUGUUACAAUUAACCUUUAAGGUAUGUAAGCAACUAUUGAUAUGUUAGGUCAAGAAGGAAAAAAAACUGACUGGUCUCUGCCUAAAAUCAUCCCUCCUUGAAGAACAGACUAGCUUGAUGUAUUUACUAUGGUCUCCAGGCUUUGAGGGUACAAGGGUUUUACUGUAUUUGUCAGAUUGCUCGAAGCAUCUGGUUGGCGAAUCCAUCGUCAUGAAUAAAGAUUUUACUGUUCAUGAUUUUAAAGUAAAUAUAAAUUGAACUUAAAUUAGGCUUUACACAGUGUAUUGUUAAACAAAGUAUUAAACUAGUUCUUGAUGCUCAUUUCAUAACAUUUUAGGGGUCAGAAAAAUCAGGAAUCCAAAAGUAAUAUAACAAAUAAUGUGUUGCAUUUUUAAUUUCAAACAAACAUUGGAUGAUUAAAGUCAUAGGAAUUCAUUUUCCUUAUUAGCCUAGAGAGCAGCUGGAAUAAAUGUGACUAAAUUAUUAUUGCUUGCAAUUUACACCUAAUCAGGAGCUUGGUAAGAUGUACAAGACAUAUAUAUAUUUUAUGUUCAUUUAACAAAAUUUCUUCAUGAUUAGCAAAGAAAAUGGCUGCAAGGGAGACAACUCCAGAUAGAUUGUGUUGAAUGAUGCAAAUGAACAUACAUAUGGACUAGUAUUUUUUGUAACAACAAAAAUUAUGUUUUGUUAUUACAUUAUAGUGUUAGCCAUUAAUUAGAACUGUGGGUAGUGAUUUGGAGGGGGGAGGGAGGGGGGGAAGGUGUUCCUUCCCUGGGUUGCAGACCAUGUACAUAGACUCACCAUAACUAUCUCAUCGCCAUGACAAUGUGUGUCCGAUGUUUACGAUUCUACAGCCAGCAUACAAGUAGCUUUAUAACAUGUAACAAUUGAUCAAGGCCAAGCUUAAUCAGAUCAAUCUUAUCAAAAUCAGAUCUUAGCGUUUGCUACCACUACACAAAGAUCUGAGCCUGUUACAGGUCAUGUCAGAACAGCCUUUCACGAACUUUAACUUACCAGUCACAUGGCUAACAAGUCAAUAAAGAUCUGAUUUUAAUGAGAUUGAAUCAGAACCCACAGAGGCUUCUGCAGUGAAUGUAUAUGUUUCUAGUUCAGGGGAGGUGUGGGGGAUUUCAUACAGUUAAAGAGUGCCAGGCUGACAUUGGAUGCACCGUGAUAAACCGUAUUCGACGUAAUGAACGCCCCGCUCUAAUAAGCACCCACGGCGAUAUUUGCUAACAUAUUAGCUAGUGAACAAUACCAAUUAGCACCCCUUCCGAUUGAUCAAUGUACACAACACUUAUU